AGCUCCCCCGUCCCUAUAAGAUGCGCUUUAAACCCUACCCUGUCCCUCCUCCCUCCAUCCUCUAACCCUAGCCGCUGCCCCCUAAACCCUAGCGGUCAUGGAUCGUUGUCCUCGCGGCCGGUGAUGCUAGCGACGCCCUCGUGGAGUCGUGGUCGUCUUCUUCUCCGAGUUCACGCGGUUCACCAUCGUCCGAGCGAGAUUGAAGCUGUGCCGCCGGAUGGGAACUACUUGGAGAUUGAAGCUGCUCCACCAAUUUGGCAGGAGAUGGAGUUUCAGCCCGUUAUUCCCGAUUACUGGGGAAGGGAAGCCAGGGAUGAAGUCAGAAGGCUCCACAACAUAGCGACGCGUUUGUUAAAUCAUCUCCGUCAGAAAUAUCUUAACGAGGCCACGGAACUCUUGACUUCAAGGUCCUUCCAUUUGAGAAUUGACUUCAGGAGACUCAAGCGAGAAAAUAGGCAGCUGGCAUAUGACAUCUGCAAUAAUUAUUAUGAGCCGCAAAUGCAAGAAUUCAUUGCGAAUGCUUUCAGGCAAUUCUUGUCGCGCCAUCUUGAUCUCAAUGCCUCUGGUUAUGAAAACAUUGAUGCUCUCAGGGAUGGCAUAACCCGGCGUGCUCGCAUAUCAUUCCCAAGACUUCCUAGAAGUAUUCAAUCGUUCUCAGAAUUCCUUGACAACAGAACUCCUGUUGGUCAAUAUAACUUGUUUAAAGGUCACAAAGACUCAGUGGAUGUGUUGGAAAUUGAUCCUCAAGCGCACUGGUGUUUGCGAAAGGCUGUUCAGAAUGUCCUGAAUACCCACAGGGCCGAAUUAUGCUGCAAUGGAGAGUGGGGCAUCGAGGACAUGAACCGCCGUCUAGGGUUCGCAAGACAGGCACGAAGGGUUUCCCGGCUUGUGGGGAUCGACGUGCGAGACGCGUCCAGCCCUUGCCGGCCAUGGCAGGUCGAGGGGAGGCUCCACCGCCAGUAAAGCGCUCCUCCUCAGGCGUUGCAGGUCGGGGUGGGGUGGCUCCCCCGCCGGCAGCGAACGCCGGACGGAGAGGUCUGGCGCAGAAUGGCCAAAGGCCGCCGGCGGGAGGUGUCGGCGCGGCUGUUGCCGCGGGACGAGGUGUGCCCCCCGGUGGUGCGCCGCCUUCGGGUCUGGCCCCUUCGCAGCCGGCUCUUGGGGAAGGAAGCUUGAAGCCGACGGCGCCGGCCUCGGUGCCCGCUACUAAUACUGCCGGGAGGGGGGUCGGGAGAGCACCAGUUGCGGCGCCCCUUGUUCCCCAGGCUGCGGGUAGAGGGGGACCUAGACCUCCCGCGCCAGGUACUUCUGGAGAUGGGCCGGCUGGCCGCGGCGCCGGACAUCGGCCUGUUGGAGGCGUAACGGCAACCACAGGGAAACCACCACCGCAUUAUGUUGCUAGGCCGGUGCAGAACCGGUCCACUCAGCCUCAGUCGAUCAAUAAAGAGCCUAAUGUUCCGCCCCGAGGCCAGUGGGGGGACGACGGGUAUGAUGCAUACGGUGAAGGACAGCACCGCGGCUCCUCGUCUACGGGAGGAGGGUAUGGUUACGCUUGGCAGAGCAACGGGUCGGCUGAGAGACCGUUUCGUGGGCCGGCCGGCGGUUUCGUUGAGGGGGCCUCCGGCCCGGAUCACCGUCAGAGAGGAGGUCAUCGUGGCAACCGUGGUGGUCGGAGCUGGGGUCGUGGGAGAUUUCGCCGCCCACCACCACCUCGGGUGUCUGUUCCUACAGAUGCUACGGAGGAGACUCAGCUUUCCUCAGAGCUUCCUCCACAGGCGAUGGAGGUGGUGAAGGGGUUGGCCAAUGUUGAGGUUACUGAGGCUGGGACGGUGGAUGAGGCUGCCGACAGGUCUGAUGCAGAGAGGGCGUCCAAGUAUGCCCGUAAGAAGGAGAGGAUGAUUUGCUAUCGUUGUGGCGAGAAGGGCCACUUCAUUGCUGAGUGUGUGGCCCAGCUGUGUGAGUCAUGUGGCAAGCUUGCACAUGAGUCGGGAGAGUGCCCGAUUUUGCGUGACUUACCUCCGACUCUGAACAUCUACGGAGUCUACUGUGCUGAGCUCAUGUUUUUCGAGUCCCCGGCGGCGAGAGAGGUCCCGGACGAUAACCAGAGUUCGACUACUUGGAUUGUGAGAGCGACCCAGGGCGAGGUGACUGAGGCACAGAUUGUGAGGAGGUUGCAGGAGUUUGCUCCCGGUGAUUUUGUUUGGGAGUUGGUGCUCAUAGAAGACAGAGUUUUUAAGGUUGAUUUCCCAUCUGUUGAUGACUUGCAGAGAUUGUUGAGUUUUGGCUUGUGUAAAGUUCCCGGUACUAAGUGUAUUCUGGAGUUUAACGAGUGGAAACAGGUCGAGCCUAAAGGAAAACCGCUUACACAGGUAUGGCUGCGGUUUUUGGGGGCUCCAUCUAAGCCUCUGCAGGAUGCUCGCGUGGUGGCCAGUUUGGGCAUCAUGGUUGGAAAGACAGAAAAAGUGGACAUGGCGUUCACUCGUGCCAAUGGGAUUGCCCGGAUUCUUGUCAGCAUUCUGGAUAUUGAGUAUGUGCCUGAUAAGGUCAACUGGACUUAUAAGGGCGAGGUGUUCCCGCUAGAUAUUGAGUUCGAGGACACCGACUUAUUUGAUGAUGCGGUUAACGGCAAUGAUGUUGACAUGCACGACCGGGAGGGUGGUGCGGGGACUAAGGGGGCACCGUCAGAUGAGACCAUGCGAGAGGGAUCCAACGUUUCUCACGCUCAGUCGGCCGGGAAUGGAUCGGAGGCUCAGCCCACAGCCUCACAGGCGGUACCCAUGACUACUCUACGUUUUGGGUCUUUCGAGCCAGCCUCGGCACCUCCCAGGCUUUGGAGUGACAGGGUGGAGUCGAGUGAUGAUCUUGAGCGCACGCUUCCUUCACUGGAGUUAGAGAUGGAGACUGGUGUGUCUGUUGCUCGUCAGGCGAGUUCUUUGGGAGGCGUUGCGGCGUGGUGGCACGGUGAUGGUUCUCUUGGACUGCAGACUCCCGCGGGCGCGACUUCGGUGUCGGCGAUCGCGGGGGCGAUGGGGUGUGGGGGAGGGGGUUCGGGACAUGGAGUCCUCUCUACCCCCGUCCCGAGGCCGAUGCAGGUGUCAUCGGUGGCGUCGGCCCCGAGGGGGUCGGCUCCGGCUGCUAGAGGGACCUCGAGGCAGGCGGCCUCGACUCCUUCGGCGACGGUGGUGGCAACCACUGUGGCUGCUGCUGCGGGAGGGGGGACGCCAGGGCAGGAGGCCCGGUCUCCACCCUCUACUCCGAUGGUCAGGAGGACCAUCUCACCGAUGCCUUUCCCGUCCGAGCUGCCGGUUGGGGCGGGAGCAGACCGCGGGCAGGAGGCCCCUGUCUUACGCUCCUCCCCACUGCCUGAUGUGGGGCACUCGUCCAAGGGGAUCGGGAGCCCGCAGACGCCUUCUCUAGUGACUUCGGCACCACCUGUCAGAGUUUCAGUGCCAGGUUAUACUAGGGAGGAGGUGAUCGCGUUUGGUGGGAUCCCGGACCCUAUCUCCGAGGGGAGACGGAUGAGUGCUCGCAUCCUCGACGUCCCGGAGGUGGACGAUAUGCAGCAGAGGUGCGCUAUGAGGGCGGCCAAGCUGCAGGAGGCUGCUUUUUCUUCUGGUUUUAUUCCGGACUACGGCUCUGAUCCGUUCGUGGUCGCUACUCACCCAGACGGAGGCCAGGGAGCAUUUGGUUACUGGGUCUAUCCGUUGGGAGAUGGUAGCUCGGGUUAUCUUCAACCGGUUUGGAUGGCGGUCAUGUAAUAGGAUAGGCAUUUAGUAUUCCUACCUAGUUUACCCAGCCGGUUGUGGCAUCUUGAUGUGGCUAGUUGAUGUAUCUAGCUUUUUCGGGCUCUGUGUGAGCUUGUUCUGCUUUUUUUCACUUAUGAGGACCUUUUGAACCUUGUUGGCACUACUCUAUUUUGUUAAUAAGAGGGCCGUAUGCAUCGUACUGAUGCAGAGGCUGGGGUUUCCCCCUUUUUGAAAAAAAAAACAUGCUUCACCUGAUCCGUGAGUUGAGCCCUCAUCUGGACCCUAACAACCCUGAAGGGCCUGUACGACAGAAUGGAGAAGAUCUUUUGGAUAAUGCAUAUUAUGGGUGGUACUAUGACUUUCUAAUGUACCAUCCAGCCUUGUUACCUCCGAAGGCCAGAAAGAAUUUCAUUUAUGGAAUAUAUGACGCAAUUUUUAAGCUGCAAUUCAAGAAGAAGUUUCCGUUUACCAAGGUAUUCGAUGAAGGUCUGGGAUGGACAGGAUUCUUCCAAGACGCUCGACAUCCUAUCCUGGAAGCUAUCUAUGAUUUUGACCCAAGACCCCAAGAUGCAACCCAGCCAUCUAACGAGGAAGCUGCUGCUGCGACUGCAUACUAUCAGGAUUAUGUUCAAGACAUGCUGAAGCUUUUGAGGCACGUGAUUGAACAUGCAUAUGAUCAUGCAAUGUUGCAAAACUACGUUCAGUCCAUGAGAACUGGAAAUGAAAGUGAACUGUUUGCGGCUGAGAACUUCCCAGAGUUCUUUCCAGAGUUGCUGAGGCUGAUCCUCAGUAGGGGGUGUCUGCAGGGCGAAAUACUGUUCCACUGGCGGAUAUACAGGGCUACCUUCGAAGCUGAGGUUUGAGUGCUAAGGCUCUCAAAUAAUGACUGCUCCUGAUGAGUGUGGGUAUUUUGGUGGUGCUGACUGAUCCUUGGUGGACCAAGGAUGCAAGACGCUGACUGAUCCUUGGUGUGAACCGACAGUCUGACUUGAUGUAAGGGGUGGGUGACAAAUUUUGCUUAGGGUUUUACGCUGCUGGUGGUGAUGGUGCUUAUUAGUGUAGAAACUCAUUGAGCCCUGUACUUGUUUGAUGUAAGGGGUGGGUGGCAAACUUUGCUUAGGGUUUUACGCUGGUGGUAGAGAUGGUGCUUAUUAGUGUAGAAACUCAUUGAGCCUUUGUACGCUUGUGAUGCCGAUGGCAUUUGAGUGUCGAAAAACUCGUGGUCGCUGAACCUUGCUGGUGGUGGUGUUGUGAUCUUGGAUAUGAAAUCCUGUUGAUGCCUGAACCAUUAA
Messenger RNA from Triticum dicoccoides, 5035 nucleotides. RefSeq lists its product as uncharacterized. Gene Ontology annotation, molecular function: zinc ion binding; nucleic acid binding. Lineage: Eukaryota; Viridiplantae; Streptophyta; Magnoliopsida; Poales; Poaceae. Bases 807 to 3755 code for a protein of 982 amino acids. The transcript has 6 exons. The record is from RefSeq and is a predicted model, not a curated record.